AUGAUUACAAAAUCCCUUUAGUCAGUGAAAUUACAUGAAUCUCCCAUACAAAAAUGCAAAGUUGAUCAAACAAAAAAAAAGAAAAUCAAUCAAGUUGUUUUCAAAACUGAGAUUGAUGAAAACAAAAACACACAAUAAGGAUUUCAAACACAAAGAAAGAGUUAUGAUUGCGUUGCAGUAGAAAAUAAAAUCAAUAGUUUCAAUCUUAUUUCAAGUAUAUUUGAAUUAGAAUCUAAAAAUAUGGAUCUUUAUUUGAAUCUUUAAGAUAAAAAUACUCUGAUUUAAUAAAUGAAAACAUAAAUUGAAUAAUAAUAAAUAAAAAAUUAAUAAUAAAUUAGACAAUAUAGUUAAGAAAAAAAAGAACUUAUUUUAAAGUAAAUAUAAUUACUAUUAAAUAGAAUUUAAAACUUAGAAAAGUAAUCUGAAUAGCAAAGGAGAUAUAUUGAAUAAUAACCUUAAUAUGAAAUUGAAGCCUAAGAGUGGAAAAGUAGAUUUCUCAAAUUGAAUAAGUAAUUCCACCAAUAGCAAGAGACUUUAGUCAGAUUAGAAGCUGAGUAACAAAGUAGUCAACGAAGAAAAACAGAUGGAUUUAAUUAUUUUAAUUAAAAAAUGUGA
Molecule: messenger RNA, 615 nt
Organism: Paramecium sonneborni
Lineage: Eukaryota; Ciliophora; Oligohymenophorea; Peniculida; Parameciidae
Source: the annotation of a GenBank genome assembly